AUGAGACCAUGUAGACACACCAGUUUCAAUUUCCUUGAAUUGCUGGCUCAAAUCUAUGUACACAAAACUACUGCAUAUGGAUUAAAAAUAUUAAAACACGGGGAUUAUGUAUUGCCAUCUAUAAUCGGAAAACACCAAAACUACAGAUAUCAACACAUAGUUGAAACAGUUUUAGAAAUUAAACAAAAUCCGUAA
Messenger RNA from Schizosaccharomyces osmophilus, 195 nucleotides. RefSeq lists its product as uncharacterized. The record is from RefSeq and is a predicted model, not a curated record. NCBI's taxonomy places the organism in Eukaryota, Fungi, Ascomycota, Schizosaccharomycetes, Schizosaccharomycetales, Schizosaccharomycetaceae. Bases 1 to 195 code for a protein of 64 amino acids. The transcript has 3 exons.